CACCCAAACACAAAAAUAAUUGAAGACAUAUCAGAAAGUAUAAAAUGGAAAAAGUAAGAAGCAUUUUCGUUGUUCUUCUCCUAAUUUCUUCAUGUUUGAUAAUGAGGAGUGAAGGUCAGUUUCGAUGUAAGAGUGCUAGGGAUUGUGAUCCUCGUGCUUGGAAACUAGCGACACAUAUAAUAUGUGAUAAAAACCACAAAUGUACAUGUGCUGAUGGUGCUCCUAUUGGUCAUGAAUGUAAUAGCAUCAAAGACUGUUACCUUUCUGCAGGUUGUCCACCAAACUCUCAUGUUGUCUGCGAAAGGCACAUAUGCACAUGUGUCCCCAAAUUGAUUUAAUUGUCUCUUAUUAGUAAUUUUGAUAUAAUGUCUUCUUAUAUAGGAAGCAAAUUUUAAUACUCUAUAUAAUUCACCUAUGUGAGAUGUAAUAAUAUCUGUGGACUUCCAAUAAUAAUAAUUAACUAGAGUUUGUUAA
Molecule: messenger RNA, 474 nt
Organism: Camelina sativa (false flax)
Lineage: Eukaryota; Viridiplantae; Streptophyta; Magnoliopsida; Brassicales; Brassicaceae
Product: defensin-like protein 301
Source: RefSeq, a predicted model, not a curated record